UAGUUGAUAAAGUUGUGAUCAGUUCAAGAAGUAAAAUGAAGUUCUUAUCGAAAAUAUUUUUCAUUGUCGCACUUAUUAUUGCUUUGAGCGUCCAUGUCAAAUGUCAAAUGACACCAGAUCCACCAUAUGGCAUUUGCAUUUGGAAUUGGGAAAGCUCUGAUUGUUACUUCUAUUGUGUUGAUAUUGGUUAUCCAGGUGGAGAGUGUGUUGGCGAUAACUGUUUAUGCGAUACACUUUGAACCAAGAUCGUUUAGAUCCUCUCAUUUUUCUAAUUUAAAAAGAGAUAAAAAUGAUUGAAAAUAUUUAAGAAUACAAUGUUCAAAAAAAUUAAGUUUGUUUUUUACAAGGUUUCCAUCUUUCCAUUCAUCAUGACCGACCCU
Messenger RNA from Clunio marinus, 380 nucleotides. The record is from the annotation of a GenBank genome assembly. Lineage: Eukaryota; Metazoa; Arthropoda; Insecta; Diptera; Chironomidae.